This is a messenger RNA of Selaginella moellendorffii, 3004 nucleotides long. Its product is annotated as 6-phosphofructo-2-kinase/fructose-2,6-bisphosphatase. The record is from RefSeq and is a predicted model, not a curated record. The transcript has 23 exons. Gene Ontology annotation, cellular component: cytosol. NCBI's taxonomy places the organism in Eukaryota, Viridiplantae, Streptophyta, Lycopodiopsida, Selaginellales, Selaginellaceae. The coding region runs from base 592 to 2577 and encodes 661 amino acids. Gene Ontology annotation, molecular function: 6-phosphofructo-2-kinase activity; ATP binding; fructose-2,6-bisphosphate 2-phosphatase activity. Gene Ontology annotation, biological process: fructose metabolic process; fructose 2,6-bisphosphate metabolic process.
UGUGACCUUUUUUCAUAGCGCUCAUAGCGCCUCAGCGAGAAGAAUCUAUUGCAGAAGAUGCUGCCGGCGUCAUUCUACCAUUGCUGAUCGAUGUAGCGGCCAAUAACAAGCCCGUAUAACAAAGUGAGGCAGAACACGUGGAGGGAUGACUCGGAAAGGAGAUUUGACGUGGCGGGGAGGGGUUUGUUACAGAGGAUCAGGGGGCGGAUCAGCAGGGGACUUCUUGGGAUGCAGCAGGGCAGCGAUAAAGGACAUGGCGGGAGCUAGGGCUGAAGGGGGGAUUGGCUUGGGAACGGCGUGACGAGCAAGGGCGAUCAAGAUCUGAGCACAGUAAGGGCUUUGACCUAGUGUGGACUCCAGUAAGCCUCGCCCGGGCUUACGCCCAUUUUAGAACCGCUACAUCGAACAGCGCGAUGACACGUGGCCGUAGACUACGUGUCCUGGCUUGCGAAGCAUAUUCGAAGGUCCUUGACAAAGAGGAAGUGCAGCGAUAGAUAGGGAUUUCUUUUCUUUGUUCUUGGCUUCGCGUCAUCGCUCAGGGUUUGGGAUGGGCUGCCGAGGGAUGAUGUUGUAGCAGCGACGAUCAGGGCAAUGGAUGAUGGCGCCAGCCCUGGCGCAUUGCGAAGUCCCAGCGCCGGAGCCGGCAUUGUGCUGAAAUUGCGAAAGAUUGAUCAUCGGGAGCUUCCCAGCGAUGUUUCUCCUCGUGUCUACGUCGCGGCAGCGGAUCGAUCAUUCCAGAACGCGUGCUCGUCACAGAUGGAUUUGAAGCGUAUAGGUUCGGAUACUUGGGAGCUCACGAAAGCUUUUCCCGUUGAUUCAGGAAAAGUACGUUUCAGAUUCUCUCUAGACGGCACUGGAAUCUCCAAUGGCGAUGAAUUUGGGAAUCACAUUUUCUCUCUCGAUGAUAGAGAAAUCUCCGAAGUUUUCAUUCACAGCUUUAAGUUUGCAGUGACCAUAUCCAAACAAGAGGAAAAUGGCGUAUUGGUUUCAAAGGAGAAUGCCUUGGCACGACCCAGGUCCGUAUCAAUUAAGGACUUGGUGCUUUUAGGCUCUGAAGACCCUGUGGCAGUGGAGUCUACUGUUUCUGGAAUGGGGACAACGCCAAAGUCGCCAGAAGCAAGAAUGUCAUCCCGUUCUAUCGGCACGGAUCCUUCAACUCCUCGUUAUGAGGAUCACCAGGGUCUCUUUGUGAACAGGAGCGUCGGUAACUCUCCAAAGCUCCUCCGGAUUUCCAGUGAUAUUAGUAUGUUGGACGGCGAUUUGGGGCUGAAUGACAAGCGAGAGGAUAUGCCGGAGGCCACUGGAGCUGUGGCAGCUGCAGCGGUCUCUGAAAGAAUGCUGCUUCCAAAAGAACGGCGCCAACUCGCUAUUGUGCUGGUGGGCUUACCAGCAAGGGGGAAAACUUUCACUGCUGUCAAGCUAACCAGAUAUCUUCGUUGGCUUGGUCAUGACACUAAACACUUCAACGUUGGAAAAUACAGGCGUUUAAAACACGGCUGCACUCAGGCUGCAGACUUCUUUCGUGGCGACAAUCAGGAAGGUGUUGAUGCGCGAAACGAAGUCGCGAUUCUUGCAAUGGAGGACAUGUUCUCCUGGAUGGACGCUGGUGGUCAGAUUGGUGUCUUUGAUGCCACGAAUAGCACGAAAGAACGAAGGAACUUGAUUUUAAAACUAGCAGAAGACAAAUGCAAGGUGAUUUUCUUAGAAACAAUCUGUAAAGACCAGAGUAUAAUCGAUCGCAACAUCAAUCUCAAAAUCCAGCAAAGUCCGGAUUACGCUGACCAAACAGAUUAUAAUGUGGCACUCAAAGAUUUCAAAGCUCGCCUUGAAAACUAUGAGAAAGUAUAUGAAACCGUGGACGAGGGGUCUUACAUCAAGAUGAUCGAUACUGUUACAGGGCAAGGUGGUCAAAUACAAAUAAAUGCUAUCAGUGGAUAUUUGCCUGGACGCAUCGUUUUCUUUCUGGUCAACACUCACAUUACCCCUCGUCCAAUCUUUCUAACACGACAUGGUGAAAGUAUGUACAAUUUGACAGGGCAGAUUGGAGGCGAUCCACCUUUAAGUGACGCUGGAGAGCAGUAUGCCAUUCAGCUGGCUAGUUUCAUCGGCAAGCAACUUAAAUCAGAAGUUACAGCAUCUAUUUGGACUAGCACCCUUCAAAGAACAAGUCUUACUGCCCACCACAUUGUACGAUUUCCAAAGGUGCAAUGGCGGGCAUUGGACGAAAUCAACGCUGGAAUCUGUGACGGCAUGACUUACGAAGAAAUCGGGAAGAAAAUGCCAGACGAGUACUUAGCGCGUAAGCUGGACAAGUUGCGCUACAGAUAUCCUCGCGGUGAAUCCUAUCUGGAUGUAAUACAGAGGCUUGAGCCAGUCAUCAUAGAGUUGGAGCGCCAGAGGGCUCCGGUUGUAGUCAUUGCUCAUCAGGCUGUUCUUCGCUCCUUGUAUGCCUACUUUGCGGACAAACCACUGAAAGAAAUCCCACACAUCGAGGUACCACUCCACACUGUCAUUGAGAUCCAAAUGGGAGUCACUGGGAUCCAAGAGAAACGAUACAAGCUAAUGGAGGAUAAUUGAUAACCUCAUUAUAAAAGACAUUUCGUACGGAAGCGGGAAAAUGGGGGAGUUACGUACGGGUAUCGUGACAUGUCCCCAUUUGGGCAUAUGCGAUUAGGGCGCUAUAGACGAGCAGGGAAUCGGGGAAUUCGCAGCUCCGGUAGCGAAAUUCGUGGAAUUCGGUGCGCGGAUGCAAAUGCACGCCUUGAAAUCGUCAAAUUGGGCGCAUUCGAUCGCGAAUUGGGAUCAAUCGAUCGCGAUCUGGGCGCCCCUUGAUUGAUGGAUUGAUCGGACCAAAGAAUUGCCGCAAAUCUAACGAAGGUGCUGUCACUGGGGCAAGUGUCUUGCUGUUUUGGCAGUGUUAGAAGGGGACAACGAAGCAAGCUAAUUUAGCUUAUAUUAGUGCAAAUGAAAAUGCCGCCAUCAGGAAAGGCCUCCCUUUUGUCGC